Molecule: messenger RNA, 2729 nt
Organism: Panicum hallii
Lineage: Eukaryota; Viridiplantae; Streptophyta; Magnoliopsida; Poales; Poaceae
Product: cell division cycle protein 27 homolog B-like
Exons: 16
Coding region: 102-2381 (759 amino acids)
Biological process (GO): cell division
Molecular function (GO): protein binding
Source: RefSeq, a predicted model, not a curated record
CGACUCACCCCAUCGCCGCCACCCUCUGACCAACUCCCGAUCCAGCAAGCGAGCGUCGCGCAUCCGCUCUCGCCCGCGCUCGCCGCCGUCGCUGGGCGGCGAUGGAAACCCUAAUGGUGGACCGCGUCCACAGCAGCCUGCGCCUCUUCAUGCACCGCAACGCCGUCUUCCUCUGCGAGCGCCUCUGCGCGCAGUUCCCCUCCGAGACCAAUGUGCAGUUGUUAGCAACAUGUUACCUCCACAACAACCAGCCAUAUGCUGCAUACCAUAUUUUGAAAGGGAAGAAGCUGCCAGAGUCCCGGUACUUGUUUGCUAUGUCAUGCUUUCGAAUGAACCUCUUGCGUGAAGCAGAAGAUACUCUAUGUCCAGUCAAUGAACCAAACAUUGAGGUUCCCAGUGGAGCUACAGGACACUACCUCCUUGGAGUGAUUUAUAGGUGCACGGGCAGAAUGUCAGCUGCAGCUGAACAAUUUACACAAGCGUUGACUCUAGAUCCUCUUUUAUGGGCAGCAUAUGAGGAAUUGUGUAUACUUGGUGUUGCCGAAGAUGCCGAUGAAUGUUUUAGUGAAGCAACUGCUCUACGUCUGCAGCAGGAACACGCAUCCACAUCCGCUCUGGAAAAGUCAAACUUUGCCAAUGAAAAUCGAAUUCUAUCUUCCAGUCUUCCCUCAAGUCUCGGGGACAUUAUUCCUAAGCAAAUGAAACAGCUUCAUGCUAACAACGCAGCAGAAGUGCCUGGUUACCCUCAUGUUAGAGCAACUGCACUUCAUGUGCAGAACAGCACACCCUCGAACAUAGCACAGUUCGACAACCCAUCACCAAUUGCAUCACAGACUUCUAGUAUUGUACCUCCGCCACUCUUCAGGAACGUCCAUGCUUAUCAGAAUACAAUAAGUGGUGAUGCUCCUGCUAAACAGAAAGCUAAUGGAGCAAACCAGCCACUCAGAAGGAAGUACUUGGAUGAAGCAAGGCUAAAGAAGGUUUCUGGAAGGCUUUUUAAUCAGAGUAGUGAUUCAAUGCCUCGAAGAAGUGCAAGGCUUUCUCGAGACACGACAAUAAAUUCAAAUUCAAAUUCAAAUAUCUCUCAGUUUGGUGGGAAUGGAACAGAUCACUCGUCAGGUAAAUUGCGAGUAAACUCGUCCACACCAUCAAAAUUGUGUUCAACAGCCGUACGUUCCAUGCAAGUUAGGAAAGGGAAACCACGAGCUACAGAAAAUUUUGAUGAAGGAAGCAGAUAUGAAGUUAUUGAUGAAAUGUGGACAGAUAAUGUGCCAGCACCCUCAUCUUCUGUAAGUACAACUGAGGGAAGAUUCUUUGAGCAAGAUAAAGCUGAACGAAUUAUGUCGCAAGACUCCAAAGUGGCAAUUGGAAUCAGGGAGCUACUGGGACUUUUGCGAACACUUGGGGAAGGUUUUAGGCUGUCUUGCUUGUUCAAGUGCCAGGAAGCAUUGGAAGUCUUCAGAAAACUCCCUGAAUCGCAAUUUAACACUGGAUGGGUUCUAUGCCAGGUUGGUAAGGCAUAUUUCGAAUUGGUCGAUUAUUUAGAAGCUGAUCAUUACUUUGAGUUAGCGCAUCGACUGUCUCCUUGUACAUUGGAUGGAAUGGACAUCUACUCCACCGUUCUUUAUCAUCUGAAUGCGGAAAUGAGACUAAGCUACCUUGCUCAAGAGCUUAUUUCUAUUGAUCGACUAUCUCCUCAAGCAUGGUGUGCAGUGGGAAAUUGCUUUGCCUUGAGGAAAGAUCAUGAGACUGCUUUGAAGAAUUUUCAACGGGCUGUACAGCUUGACUCAAGAUUUGCAUAUGCUCACACUCUAUGUGGUCACGAGUAUUCUGCACUGGAGGACUAUGAAAAUAGCCUAAAAUUCUACAGAUGUGCACUUCAGGUAGAUGAAAGGCACUACAAUGCCUGGUAUGGCCUUGGGGUGGUCUAUCUUAGGCAGGAGAAGUUUGAGUUUGCUGAGCAUCAUUUCAGGAGGGCAUUUCAGAUAAAUCCUCGCUCUUCUGUUCUUAUGUGCUACCUUGGGAUGGCCUUGCAUUCUCUAAAGAGGAAUGAGGAGGCAUUGGAGAUGAUGGAGAAAGCCAUAGCUGCUGAUAAGAAGAAUCCACUACCCAAGUAUCAGAAGGCUUUAAUCCUUUUAGGCCUACAAAAAUACACAGAAGCUCUGGAAGAGUUGGAGCGGCUAAAGGAGAUUGCGCCUCAUGAGAGUAGUAUGUAUGCACUGAUGGGAAAGAUUUACAAGCAACUCAACAUUCUUGACAAAGCUGUUUUUUGCUUUGGCAUUGCCCUGGAUUUGAAACCCCCCGCUGCUGAUCUUGCUAUAAUUAAGUCAGCAAUGGAGAAAGUGCACCUUCCUGAUGAACUGAUGGACGAUGACCUAUAAGUUUGUUCACUCUAAAGCACAUUGGCAAAGGAACAUUUGUCUGUGCUUCAGGACUUCAUGGCCAGCUUGCGCUGUCCAAGUGAAACUCGGGUGCUCAAGAAGAAAAGGCUUUAUGCUGAUCAGAAUCUGGCGAUCCAACAAGACUUCUUGUGUCAUUACUGUACCAUUAGCCAUCCAGUUUUGUAGCUCUAGUUGCAACCUGUAAUCAGAGAACACAUGCACGGCAGCUGCAGUAGUUUAGGACUGUGUACAAGUUGAGCGUUGGCGAAAUGACUCGCCUGUAUCAUUGUACGAUUCUCAGAUUAGCAAAAGGAAUCAUUGUUGCAUAACAGAAAGUUUCAGGGAUCA